This is a messenger RNA of Thrips palmi, 1090 nucleotides long. Its product is annotated as UPF0547 protein C16orf87 homolog. Bases 289 to 789 code for a protein of 166 amino acids. The transcript has 2 exons. The record is from RefSeq and is a predicted model, not a curated record. NCBI's taxonomy places the organism in Eukaryota, Metazoa, Arthropoda, Insecta, Thysanoptera, Thripidae.
CUACCGCUCUGGCCGUACUGACGUCACAGCCCCCUGGUAGCUAGGCAAUCUCAACAACUGCCCGGCGAGCGGUUUCAGUUUCAACAAGGCGGUUGGUUCUAGUCCCUGGUUUUGUUUAUUCCGGGUCCGUCGCAGUUUGCUCUGCUCUCCCUGAUAACUUGCACGUUCCUCAUCUAACCAAGCCUACACGACGCUUCUGUUGUGGUGGGACUGCUGUCUUCUAACCUCUACCUCUUCCUAACAACUGUCACUUGACUUCACCUCAGCUCGAAAACAGAAAAACCGAAAAUGCCGCCAAAGAACAAAAUGACUACAAAGGUGUGUCCCGACUGCGAUACCCCGUGUGCAGUCGCCUGCAAGACUUGUACAUGUGGCUACUCUUUCUAUCAGGCAAGGCGCAGCGAUGGUGCACAGGCUUCUGCCUCAACCUCUAGUGCUGGAGAUCAAACAGAACAGGACGGAGUCCGACAGAGAAGAACUCAACGGAUAAAGGAGAAGCCCAACUACUAUGACGCCACAGAAUUCAUGAAGGAAAAGCGAAAGCGAAGACGGAGGAAUGACGAUCAGUAUGAACUGCGCAGAGCCAAUGAGCCAGCGGCACCAUCUGGGGCAUCUGGGGCACUGAAGAGACGCAAGAAGAGGAAAGGCCGAGGAGCAGCCAAAGAAGAGGAGGAGGAGGAAGAAGUUGUACUGCCAAUUGGAAGCGCACCGGAGAGGGUGGCCCAGUGUGCUGUUAUUCUAGCUGACAUUAAUAGAAGAAUACAAUCCUCUGCUGUUAGAGUUCGGUGAGGGUUGCCUCACUUUUUGCCUUGUUUUUCUGUUUUAAUGUGUAUCAUUGAUGUAAAAAUUAUUGUAAGAGGAUCUAUGUGUUUAUCUAGGUGAUCGUGUAUAUAUUUACAAUCAUUGAGUUUUAAAGGAUUGACCUGAGUCAAAGAGAUCUCAUCUAGUAUUUGCUUCUAUAUUGUACAAUAGUAUUAUAUGUAUGGUUAAGACUAUAUUUGUGUACAGUGUUAGGGCUAUCUUUUUUGAAUCUCAGGUCUGUGUUUUUUGUCUUUAUAAGCCUGAAUAAAGUUUCUUGUUUACUUAAAAA